UAACGAGUGUUUCUUCUUCACCCGCCUCAUAUUUAUUUUAGUUUCUUCUUCCUCAGAUUCCUCGAACUGAUCAGACAUAAUCUUCAAUCCAUGUCCGAAUUGUUCUUUUUCCAAACAACUCUUUGUUUUUAAAUAUGACUACUCCCACAACGCAAUUCGCGCCUUCGAGUAGAAUGAGUUUGUACGAACCCCUGCACCAGAUUAGCAUGUGGGAAGAUGCCUUUGAUGGUGAUAUCAGCCCCAGAACAGGUGUUUGUUUAAUCAACGACUCGGACGAAAAACUAGACGACAAGGCGGAAUACACUUCCGAUAAAUCAAUCGAACUCAUUGAAGAUGGUCAUGCAUCAAGGGGUAUCUCCGAGAAGAAUCAAAGACGAUUAGCACAAAACCGUGAAGCGGCUAGGAAAAGCCGUCUAAGGAAGAAGGCUUAUGUUCAGCAAUUGGAAUCGAGCCGUUUGAAACUAGCACAGCUCGAGCUUGAAAUCGAGAGAGCUAGGCAACAGGGUAUGCUUAUUGCUAAUGCGAACGCUAGUAUGGGAUUAUGCAGUCCAGUAAACUCGGGACUUGGUGCAUUUGAGAUGGAAUACGGGCACUGGAUCGAAGAGCAAGAACGGAAAAUAUCGGAGCUGAAAAAUGUACUGCAAUCUCCAAUAGGUGAUGUGGAGCUUCGAAUGAUGGUUGAGAAUAUGUUAAACCAUUAUUGCAAUUUAUUCCGCAUGAAAAAAGAUGCCGCGAGAAUCGAUGCUUUCUACUUGGUCUCCGGCAUGUGGAGGUCCUCAGUCGAGCGGUUCUUCCUUUGGAUUGGUGGUUUCCGGCCUUCGGAGCUCAUUAAUGUUGUAAUGCCACAGCUGGAGCCGUUGACAGAUCAGCAAAUAGCUAACGUCGGGAAAUUAAAACAUUGUUGUAUACAAGCAGAGGAUGCUUUGUCACAAGGAAUGGAUAAGCUUCAGCAAACACUUGCACAGAGCAUUACCUUUCUUGCUCCCGCUCCCGGAAAUUACUGCUCUCAGACUGCCUCUGCUCUCGAGAACUUGGAAUCCCUCGAAAGCUUCGUACACCAGGCUGAUCAUCUUAGGGAGCAAACUCUGCAGCAAAUGUCUCGUAUAUUGACAACCCGUCAAGCAGCAAAGGGUUUACUUGCUUUCGGGGAGUAUUUUCAACGUCUACGCGCACUCAGCUCCCUCUGGUCCGCUCGUUCCCCACGAGAAACUGUUUAAUUUACGGAAAACGACACAUAUAUAUAUAGGUAUAGUAGUUCAUCCUGUAGUAUAUAUACCAUGGUUAGAUAUAAUUUAUGUACAUUAGAUAUUUAUAAUUUUGCCUCAGACAGUAUUGAUUUUGCAAUCCAAUUACUGAUGCUACUUCUUAUGUAUGGACUUUGUGUGUAUAUAUUCUUUAGUAAUAUAGUUGAUAAGUUUGUUCAUCGCUCGA
This is a messenger RNA of Erythranthe guttata (spotted monkey flower), 1431 nucleotides long. Its product is annotated as transcription factor TGA4. The record is from RefSeq and is a predicted model, not a curated record. Gene Ontology annotation, biological process: regulation of DNA-templated transcription; DNA-templated transcription. Lineage: Eukaryota; Viridiplantae; Streptophyta; Magnoliopsida; Lamiales; Phrymaceae. Gene Ontology annotation, molecular function: DNA-binding transcription factor activity; sequence-specific DNA binding.